AUGAUGUCUAAAUGCAAGUCUUGUAAUGAUGAGGGUUUCCUAACAUGUCCUUUAUGCCAGAAAACAACAUAUUGCUCUAAAAAAUGCAGAGAUUACGAUUGGUAAUGAUAUGAAUACUAAUUAAGAGGGCUGUUUCUCAUAAAUCUGAAUGCAAAGCAGAACUACCCAAGAGAAAUGUAUCCGAUUUCGAAAUAGUGAACUAAGGAUCACUAGGAAGAGGAAGUUUUGGAUGUGUGAAAUUGGCUCGUGAUAGAUAGACAGGUUUAUUGUAUGCCUUGAAAAUAGUAAAUUAAGUUAUUAUUUAUAGAUUGAAAAAUCAGAUAUUUCUAUAGAAAAUCUAAGAAGAGAAAUACGGAUACAAAAAAAACUUCAGCAUCCUCAUGUGAUUCAGUUAUUUGAAUUUUUUGAAGAUGAACAAUACGUUUAUUUAGUUUUGGAGUAUGCAGGUAAUAAAUCACAUUUCAACAUAGAAAAUGGUUCAUUGUUUGGUUAUCUGAGAAAGAGAAAGAUUUUAUCUGAAAAUGAAGCUUUUGUGUACUUCUUUUAAACAUGUCUUGGUAUCGAUUACCUGCAUAAAAAAUAAAUUAUACAUAGAGACUUAAAACCUGAGAACCUAUUACUUGACAAGGAUGGAAAUAUUAAAAUUUGUGAUUUUGGAUGGUCUGCAGAGAUGAUGAUAACUUAAACACGAAAUACGUUUUGUGGCACUAUAGAUUAUAUGACGCCGGAGAUGUUAGAGGAUAAGCCUCAUGAUUAAACUCUUGAUAUGUGGUGUUUGGGAGUGUUACUUUAUGAGUUAAUUCAUGGACAAGCUCCAUUUAAAGGGAGAAAUGAUUUUGAAAAAUGUUAAAAUAUUUUAAAGUAAGAGUAAUUUGAAAUUAAAGCAAGUGAUUAAGUAAUUUAUUAUAUAACGUUUUAGGCCAAAGAUUUGAUUUUAGGACUUAUGAAAAGAGAAUCUAAAGAUAGAUUGAAUAUGGAUUAAGUAUUUGCACAUCCUUGGAUGUUGACUAUGGCUAGGGAAUAUAAAUUAGAAAUUAAAGAAUAUAUUUUUGAGGAGAAGAAGAAUCUAGAUCAAUUAAACAAUAGUCUCAGAUUAGAUACUAAAUUUUCAAACACAAAUACAAAUACAACCAGGCUGUCUGGUUCAAAUAUUAAAUAAGAAUGCGUUUCAUUAGCAUUUUCUAUGUAUUCUGAUGAAUAGUAGCCUCCUAUACAAACUAGAAUCACGAGAAGAACACAGCAUCCUGUAAGGAAGGAAAGUGGUUUCUUUGAAACCCUUUUUGAAAAUCUUGGUUGCACGAAAAGAAGUUGA
This is a messenger RNA of Paramecium octaurelia, 1312 nucleotides long. The record is from the annotation of a GenBank genome assembly. Lineage: Eukaryota; Ciliophora; Oligohymenophorea; Peniculida; Parameciidae.